AAGUUUAAGUGACGUGAGCGGUUGCUGGAGGAUUUGGUUAAGAGUUAGCGGAUUUUGUGGAAAUUUAAAACCAAAUACUGAUAAGGAUUUCAAAAUCAGCAUAAAUUACAUAACCCUCAAACUAAUUCUAAUGGAAUUUAAAGUAGAAAGUUUAUAAAAAAAAAUAAAAAUUAUUCAACUAAAAGGAAUUCAAAAUAACAACAACAACCCAACUUUAUUGGAUAAAUCAACAAGCUCAACAUAAAAUUGAACAUGAAGCGUUCAGCGCUUUUAGGCGCUAACGGCUUUUAUUUGUUGUUAAUAUUGCUGGCAAUAUUGCAAGUAACACUAGCGGCACGGCAAAAUCCCCUCAAAGACCCCAAAAUUUGUGGUCGUCCCCAUUGUGAUAUCGAAAAUGGUAAAUUCAAAUACAACGACAAUAUCUUCAAAUAUGACUACACGGUACAACUAAGAACUGAAUUCUCGGGCACUGGCGAAAACACCUCAGAUUUGUUUCUGAAAGCCAAUAUAGAUAUAUUCUUUCCAAAAUCCUGUGAGGGAUACUUGCGCAUCAAUACAGUAAGUCUAUAUGAUAAAAUCGAACAUCUUAAUCAGGAAACCAGCGAUUCCAGUUCAGAUACCAACAGCAAUGAUGUCUAUGACUAUUAUGGUGACCUAGAACGUGAUUCAGACACCGAUUUUAACUCUAAUGACGAUGAUAACGCUGAGACAGCCUCUACAAAUGAGCAUCCCAAGAGUAAAGAUUUGGAAUUCGAUUUGAAAAAGAAUCUGCUACGUUUUGCCUUUCACGAUGGUCUGAUUAGUGAAAUCUGUCCCAGUUUGGAGGAGCCCACCUGGGUGUUGAAUUUCAAAAAGGGUAUUUUAUCGGCUUUACAAAAUACCAUGAUGCGUUUUGAUGUUGAUUUCAAUACAACGGAAACAGAUGUUUCGGGUAUUUGUAAUGUGCACUACACUUUACAAACCACCGACAAUGUGUUUGUAACCAUACGCAAGGAAAAAGAUGUGAAAAGUUGUCGCAAUCGUUAUUCCACGCAUUCAAUAUUGCAAACGACACCGUAUAACUUCCGUGACGACAAAACUAUUUGGCCAAUCUUGGAUUCACAAAGUUAUUGUAAUUUUACCAUUGACAAUAACAUUUACCGUGACAUAAGUUGCUAUGAACGUCACCAACUUAUACCGUUUUCCAAUGCUAGUACAGGGGCUGUUACCACCACCCUGUAUAAACUGGAAUUUAAGGGAGAAGACACCUUUAGUGUAGGAGAGUUUUUGGCUGAAAACAAUGAAUUUGUGGAGAAAAGAUCUAGUUUGUUGUUUGAUCAUACCCCUGCUAUUAAGCCUACUCAUGGUGAGAUUAAAGCCUCUAGGGAUUUGUUAAAGGAAAUGUGUGCCGUGGGCUAUCCUAAAAUUCAAAGAGAGUUUAUAGAUGUGUUUACCACUUUCUUGCAAACCACCAAAUAUUUGGAUUACAAAGCCUUGACCGAAUUGUUGGCCCGUUCAGCUGGUAUUUGUGGAAAUGGAAAAAAUCAUGUUUUGGAGUCCUUGCCUUAUAUAGGCAGUACCGCUUCUUAUCAACUGAUGCGUGAUCAAAUCAUAGCCAAUGCUAUUCCCAAAAGAUUAGCUCACAGCUGGAUGACUUCCUUGUCGUUUAUACAACGCCCCGAUGAGGAAACUUUGGAAACUUUCUUUACCAUUCUGGAGUUUUCACGUAAAAAGAUAGAUCCCGAGUACACGCUAGGAGCCUCAGCGGUUAUACAUAGUUUCUGCAGACACAAUGAAAACUGUUCCGAGAAUCUUAAAGUCCAGCGUAUAGUUAAUCUUUUGGAGACAGAAUUCCUUAGCCUAUUCAAUAUGUAUCGUGGAGAAAGACGUACACGUGAAAGAAUGAUUAUUAUUUUGAAGGGUUUGGGUAAUAUUGGUGUUAUGUCCCAGCCUUUUGCUGCCCAACUACAAGAAAUUAUCACCCAGAAUUUGACUUCCAUGGAGAUAAGGCUACAAGCUGUUAUAGCCUUUAGACGUGUGGACUGUAUGAUGUAUCGUGAUUUCUUUAUGGAGACAUAUGCCAACUACACUUUGAAUUCGGAAAUAAGAACCUUCAGCUACUUGCAGGCCAUGCGCUGUCCCGACUAUUUGUCCAUUAGUCGUAUUAAGACUAUACUAGAGCAUGAAGAAAUCAAUCAAGUUGGCUCUUUUGUUUGGUCACAUCUAAAGAAUUUGGCCAAAUCUUCCUCACCCAUACGUAUAGAAGCUCAAGGUUUGUUGCUUAAUGAUGAUUUAUCGGAUAAAUUUAAGCUGGAUAUACGUAAAUUUUCCCGCAACUAUGAACAUUCUUUGUUCUUUGAUGAAUACAAUUUUGGCACCACCACGGAUCUGAAUGUGUUAUUUGGCACUGACUCCUAUUUGCCCCGCAUGGCUACUAUGAACUUUACGACUGAACUUUUUGGUCAAGCGGUCAACUUCUGGGAAGUAUCUGCCCGAGCUGAGGGUUUUGAAGAAAUGGUUUCCACGGUAUUUGGUCCCAAAGGUCCGCUUAAUAGGGAAUUUUUCCGCAAGAAGUUGUACUUCCUAAAUAGAUUAAUAGGCACAGAGAGCUCAGAAGAUGAUGACACCUUGGAAAACUUAUUAAAUCUGGAUACACUCCGCUUGAAACGUCAUGCCCCUGAAGAUAAUGUGGAAAACUUUGAUGAUGAUUAUGUAUUUGAGGAAGACUUAAGUCGCCCAAAACGCACUGCCACUUCAGAAACUGAGGGACGCAAGGAAAAAGUACAAAAACAAGUAAAGGACAUGGGCUAUAAACUGGGCUAUAAUUACAAUAAUCCCAAAGCUCAACUUGGCUUGCGUAUAUUUGGCAAUGAUUUGCGCCAUUUUUCAUUGGAGGGAAACGUAGAGUUUAUGGCUUUUGCCAAGGAAUUUGAUCCCUUCCAACAAAUCGCCAAAAUAUUAUCGGGUCAAGAAAUAACCUACACCAAAUCCAGUGUCUUGUUGGAUGCCUCCUACAGUGUGCCCUUGGCUAUAGGUCUGCCUUUGUCAAUUAAUGCUUUUGGUGCUUCUUCGGUUGAUUUCCGUAUUUCUGGAAAUUUGGAUCGUAUAGAACCGGCCACAGAUUGGCAUUUCGAUUUGGAGGGAAAAUUUAAACCCUCGGUUUCAGUAGAUGUCAUAACUUCCAUACAGGCUGAUAUGUUUUAUGCCGUUUCGGGUAUUAAAGUCAAGAGCAAUUUGUACUCCAAUUCGGAAAUUGAAGCUAAACUUAAAGUGAGAGGCAAAAAUCUGGUCUCAUUUUCGUUUGAUUUGCCCCAGGAUACUAAUGAAAUAUUUAGUGCCCGCUCGGAGUUGCUGGUACUUAAAGAGGAAAAGGAAAUUCCUCAAACUGGCAUAGAAACUCGACGUUCCAAUAGCAGCUGUACUUGGCCGGUUUUGGAUCAAGCCAUAGGCCUACAAUUAUGCUCCUACUUCAGUGUGCCCGAUUUGGCCAAUUCUUCGGACAAGGUUUAUCCCAGUUUGCUGUUGAGUGGUCCCACAAAUUUCAGUGUUAUUUUGAAAAAAUCUGAUUUAACCGCCAAGAAAUAUGUCUUCGAAUACAACUGGGAUCAAGUGCUUAAUGAUUCCAGCUUUUCUUUGGUUUUCCAUACACCAGGCUCGGCUGCCAAGCGAUUGUUGGUUACCAAUGUUACCACCACUCCCGAAGCUUUUAAUGCUUCAGUGGCAUUUGUUAAUGCCAAUACCAAGGUUUCAGCUGGUUGCAAUUAUAACAGCCAUCCAGAUGAUCGCCGACUAGAUGUUUUCCUGGACACUAAUGGUAAUCGCAGUUUUGAUUUAAAUAUGGAACUCAAGCGCUGGCAAGAUCGUACCGCCUGGAUGUAUAAACCCAAAAUGUUGUUGGCCAUAAAUGGUGUCAAUGUUACCGGUCUUAUUGGCACCAUUAGAAUAAACGAGAAGAACGGCAUAACGCAAAAUGAUUUUGAACUUUCCUUUGAGACCAAGAAAUUGCAGGCCAUGGUUAAGGGCAACUUUGUGCAGACAGAAAUUACCACCUCCACUAAUCUCACCGUCAACUAUAGAUUCCAAGCCAAUAAAAUCGAAACCAUUAACUUUGAGGGUAAAUUGGUAAAUACAGGCGAUAAGUCGAAGACUGAGUAUAGGGGAAAUGUUAAACUCAAGACUUCUGCCUAUCCCAAGCUCAAUUUUGUGUCCAAUGCCACCUGGCUUAGUUUGCAGGGUCAUACGGAAGGUGUAAUGACCUACAAUAAUGAUGCCAACUUUGCUAAUCCCGAGCACACCAGUUCAGUGCGUUUAGUAUUUGCUCGAGCCUACUCGGAGGAUCUAUUAAUGGAGGGUUCUCAUACCAGGGCCAGUUUUGAGGUUAAAGUACCCAGAUCCAAGGUGGACUUCAAGGUUUCCUUAAAACACGAAGAACGCAGUAAAAAUGGCACUGAACACAAUGUUCUAUUGGGCUUGCGUUAUGCUCCUGAAAAAGAAGCCACUGGUUUGUUUUCCAUACAUCUGCCUAGAAGAAGCCUAUUCGCCAUAGAUGCUUAUGUUAAUGUAACAGUACCAGAGUUUAAUUCCUGUACCACUAGACUUAAGCUAACUGAAGUUACUAGCAAAAAUUAUAUGAUUAAUCUUAAUGGCUCCUGGUUUACUGGACACUCCAUCUCUCUCAAAGGCAACUACAAAGACAAAAGCUCUAGAGUACAAAGUUUACAUCAUCUGAAACUGGUGGUAGAAAGUCCUUCUUUCCAGGUUACCUCGCUUAAUGUGGUGUAUCGCCGUAACCAAAUGGUUUUCUUUGCCGAUGUACAAACCCGUUAUGGUGUCGAUCCUUAUGGUUUAACCGUACAAUACAACGAGAAUGAAGUAAAUAAAAAUGCCAAUGCCGAAGUGCGUUUGAAGAUCAAAGAAAAGGACUAUUGGUUGAAUGCCAAACUUUUAUCAGAACAACCCAAAUUGCUGCAAGUUGAGAUACAUUUUGAUAAACUACGUGAUAUUCACAUUAAACUGGGCUUGCUGUCUAUAGAACAAAGAAAGGAGCUGUCACUGGAAUUGAAAUGGGAUGCAAAUCGCGAUCCCUCACAACGUUUGGGUCUCUUGGCUGAAUUCAAUAAUCCCGGCAAUAAGCAUUAUGAAGGCAAUGUUAUGGUCACCUAUCCAGAUAGAACUAUAAGCUGUGGUUUUGAUGCUUUUACGGGAGGACCUCAAUAUUAUGGUACGGCUAGGGCCAGUUGGAGUGUUAGUGAAAUGAUUGUCUUUAGCUACAAUGCCGGUAUAAUGCCUGACAAACAAUUGCACAACUGGAUACAAGCCGAACUCUCUACACCCUUCCAAGGCUGGCGUAAAAAUAGUCUUAAUGCUGGGGUUUACAACAAAGGAAAUCUAAUUUUGGCCAAUACCUCGCUCAUAUGGGCUGAUGACCAGACUUUGGAAUUGGGCUAUAAGAGUGAUUUUGAAAUGGCCGAGCCCAUAGUAAGCUUUGAUGUUUACUUUGGCAUUAACAGCACCGUCAAGGACAUUCCCAUUAUAAAUGUUAAGGUCAAGCAUUGGCAGGAUAUGAAAAAGUUUGACAGCGAUUUGAAUUUACGCUACAGUGGCCCCAAUGAUACCCUUAAUGUCUACAGCAUUAAGUCUUUGUGGGAGUUGGCCCAAAGCUCUCAAUCACAAAAUAUUAGCGGUACCGUGUUCCUGGUUACACCUUUUGAGGGCUAUCGCAAGGGUGGUUUGGCCGCCAAAUUUAUGUUAAAUGAAAAACGUGAAAUUCAAGGAGCUGCCUCUUUGGACUUUGAGAUACGUGAAUUCACUUUGGCCAUAGAUGGUUAUGUGCGCAAGUUCUCUGAUAAUAUGUUGACGAUAAAUAUAACCACGCCCUUGGAGAAAUUCCGCACCAUUAAUGGACGCUUUGGUCUUAAUGAAAAGAAACAUCAUGCUGUGGCAGAGGUAAGAGCUCCCACAGCUGCCUUAGGUGCCGAGGUUUUGUUUGAUAUAAUCUCCCUCAUGAAUUUCGAUAUAAAACUAAGUGUAGCCACACCCAUAGAAAGCUUCCAACAGGCUGCCUUAUUUGCUAAAAUUAAAGCGGAAACAGUGGACUUAAGGGGCAUGUGGAAUAAUGCUACCUUAGGUUUUACCGGUGUUUGGCGUAUGGACGAUAUCAAUGAUUUUGAAUACUCUUACAAAGUAUUUACUCCUUUGCCGGGCUUUGAGGAAAAUGGUUUCAUAGCCAAGUUUAUCAAGAAAGAUGUAUUUGUCUUCUAUUUGCAUGGCAAAUUAUCCAAAUACAAGGUGGGCUUUAAGAUUAAUGGCCAUCCCAAGUCCAAACUUUUAACCCAACUGGGAGGCAACAAAAUAGAAUUGGAACUUUUGUACGAUGAUGAUUUUCAACCACCCAAAAUUGAAUCUGAAGACUAUGAUAUCGAUGAUAUAGACUAUGAUGAGUUUUUGUCUUACUUUGUGGAAUUUGAAGUAGAUUCCUUGGUUUGGCCUACGGUGGAGGGCUUUGUGGAUAUACAGGAAGUUAUGGAUUAUUAUAUAAUUGUGGGCAAUUUACAACUGCCUCAGGGACGCAUUGAUCUUAAGGAUCGUUUGUACUAUCCAGACUAUAUCAAUGUCAUCAAUGUCCUGACUGUAAACACACCAUUUGCGGUAGCUAGAGAAUUCAAAUCCAUAGUGGAGUAUCACAUAGACUUGGACUAUAACUAUCUGUAUGACAAAAUGCAUUUUAUUGUCAGCAAUGGAGUGGAUCAACCAGCUGUUACAGGUUUUGAACUUAACUAUACCAAGAUUGAUGAUUCGGUCAAGCCCAAAGAGCAUAAUUUGAAAAUUAAUAUUAAAACACCCUUUGAGGUAUUAACUGAUAUGGAUAUUUGGGGUAGAUUGGAAAUGGAAAUGGGUAAUAUUUACAAAGGAAAUAUUUCCUCACGCACACCCACAACUUUCCUUUCUUUGGCAGGUUCAGUAGAGGUGGAAGAGAACUUUUUGGAAACCUCUGUGGGUAUUUUGUUAAACACCAAUGUUAUUCCCCACUAUGCUUGUAGAGCCUACUUUAAAAAGGACUUUUCCCAAAUUGAUAACUCCGUGGACAUACAAUUUGUUGUUAGCGACAACGAAGUGAUCAAUGAACUGCAAAUUGAAACGGCCUGGCGCAAAGAUCCUGGCCAUCUGGUAAAUGUAGAUGGCAAAGUAAGGACCACCAUGUUGCCUUUAAAACUAGUGGAAACCAGUUUGCAAAUUACCAAGAGUUCCAAUCCCCAACUCAGUUUUGAUUUGGGCUUUGUUAGCCAAACCGGCCAACGCAUUGAAUAUGGCACAAGAGCCAGCAAAAAAGACGAUAUUUUCAAUGUAGAAGUCUGGACACCCAUAGAAAGUUUCCGCAAUAUCUCCAUGCAUGGUUCGAUGGUGCGAAAUCGUAACAAUCCCAAUGAAUAUCAUGUUAGUGGAAAUCUCUAUCGCAAUAUGGUGACCUAUGCGCUCAAUGGUGUCAUAAGAAUGGCUGAAAAUUAUCCCACCGAUACUAGACUGCGUGUGCAACCCAAAUCUGGAGGACGUGAUGGUGUAAUUGAACUCAGCAUCACUGAAGCUGAGGGCAAUCAAAAGGGCUAUAAUUUCCAAUUUAGUGCCAUAGAAGAUGGCAAAAUGUGUCAAAUAUCCGGAGGUUAUUCACAAAGCGAUGAUUCAGGCAUGGACUUUUCAGUAUUGGUACAAUCUACUUUGCCCGAAAUAAAACGCAUUAACUUUAAUGGCAAAUUGAGACCUCGUGAAAAGGGUCAUGUGAUUGGUGAUAUUUCUUUGGAAACACCCUGGAAGGAGUUGGGUAUAGACUCGGUAAAACUACACUCGGACAUAGCUGUAUUCAAGGAUAGCGGUAAUAUAGGCGGAGAAUAUCGCAUAGGCCCCAACAUAGGACGAGGCAAUUGCAUUUGGUCUUGGAUUUGGGCUGAAAAUAUGCAACUCACUUUGGAAAGUUAUAUGGAACGACCCGAAGCCAAUCCCCGAAUUGUGCAUGCCAGUGCUAAGUACAUUAAUCCGGACAAAAAUUACUUGCGUCUGGUCACUGGAGCUAAAUUGGAUGUAGACUCUAAAUGGAAUUUGGCCGUCAAUGGUUCCAUGAACUAUCGUUCUUCGGAUGAUUUACAGGCUAAUAUAAUUACCGUGCUGCCUCAGCCAAUCGGUGAUGUGCACAACUUUGGCCUGCGUUAUAGAGGAAAUUUGGUUAGUAAACAAGGUGUGCAGCCAGAAGUUUUCGUUGAAGGAAAGUACCUUUCCCAAGAUGCUAAGCGUAAAUAUUUGGGACGUUUAUCCUAUAGAAACACCACAGAUUUACAAGGUAUGGGUCAUGUAGAAUGGGGCAUAGAUACAGAUAUCGCCACUGUGGAGGGAGACUUCCAGAUGUUGCGCAAAGAUGUUGCCCGACGUGAGUUCUAUGCUAAAUUAAUUACGCCCAAGUUCAGGGAGCAAGACACCUUCUUUAUGAAGGGCAAUUACGACUUGAGACCAGAUGAAUAUCAUACUGUGGCCUGCACUAUCGAUUAUCCUGCUUCAAGACCUAUAGCGGAUUUGGAUGUAGCCUUUAAAACCAUUUCGAAUAUGCAUGGUUUUGUUAACAGUACAACGCCUUUCCUUAAUGUUACCUGGUUUAAAGGAGACUUCAACUUUACCACACAAGGACCCGAAACCUAUCGCUUCUUCCAAGGCUCCUGGCCUUCUGACUCAUCCUAUUUCAAACUGCAUAGUUUCUAUCAGAGCCAAGAUCUCGAACACAAUCUAAAGGGCAACAUUGAAAUGGAAAUUCCUUUGGCCACCCGCCACAGAGCCGACAUUGAAUAUGGUCUAAAUGAAAAGCCUGACUUGGAUAAGGGUUUUCUAAAGAUCAACUACAACGAGAAGCAAAUACUUAAUGGCGUUUACAAGUGUGUGGAGGAACAUGAACCACUGCAUGUCAUUACCACCGAUAUAACGGUGGAGAAUGAAAUGAAACCCUUAGGAAUUCAUUAUGUCAAUACCAAAGAUAUGGCUAAACCAGGAGAAUCGUUAGACAUUAAACAUAUACAAAUAUUUGAAUUGAAAAAUGUGGAAAACUUUAAUUUGACUGGAGAAUUGUAUACAACAACAAAGAUUAAUGGUCAGGAAUUCAAAAUUGUAGCCAUACAUCCAAAUCGCACAGUGAUUUUGACCACCAACUAUGAGGAAGAUAGUGAGAAAAUGGUUAAGCAUCGCAGUAAAUUGGAAUUGUCGCAGACGGCUUGGAUUGGUUAUAAUUUGGAGUUGAGUAAUUAUACAGUGUCCGGUAAUGAUUCCCGCAAAUUCAUUAUUGAUCUAUCAUAUCCGAAACGCACUUUGUCUACUGAGGGUUGGUACUAUAUUACCGAGAGUAAAUUCUUCUCUGAUAUUGAAUUCAAAUGGACCAAUCCCGAAUCCUUUGAUGAUGUUUUGAAAGUAGUACGUACAGCUGUUUUGUGGCAAGAUGAGCCUUUACGUAAAGGAGAUAAAGAUCGCCAGUCCUUGUUAGUUACAAUUGGUCAUCCCUAUCUGGAGAAGGAUGUUACGCUAAAGGCCAAUUAUCAUCGCAGCAAUGUAGAGUUGCUUAAAACAGAUUUGAAGAUUGACUAUUCGGAUAACAAAGAUCAUGCUAUUGUUUUGGGAGCGAUUUUAAAGGAUAUGUAUCAAGAAUUUGGUUACACCAACUAUACGUUCAAAUUUUAUGCUCAUCAUGUGGCUUCGGAAUUGGAUGUGCAGGUGAAUGGCACUUUGGCAGCCAAGUCCUCUUACUAUAAGACAGAAUCAUAUGCCAACUAUAGACGUUCCUUUUAUCCUGAAAAACAUGGUAGAUUUUUGGCAUUAUUGGAUUUGAAUCGCAAGGAAAUUGAAUACAUUCGCAACUCUCCUUAUCAUUCGGUAAGAGUAUGGGCCAUACCCACUAUCAAUCAUCCCAUAUAUGGUCUUAAUGCCACCAUUUGGGAUACUCCGGACACCAAUAAUACCGGCUACAUUUUUGUGGAUAUUUUGAAUAAAUAUGCCCGCGCUGAGGUCAAUCUCACUGAGGAUGCCAGCCAAAAUUUACAGCUUAUAGGCUCUAUACCCGAUGUACGCAGUGGCUAUUUGGAUAUCUGGAGAAAUUAUGAGGAAAUACGCAUUAUAGAUAUCAGUUCCUAUUUGAAAAUGAAUCAUUCUCGUUUGAUAACCGGACGUUUCCAUUGGCGUCCCAAAAUCAAGCAGGAAGUAAAGGAGAAAUUCCAUGCAAUUGGCACUUCAGUUUACAAUUCCUUCUCCGAAGGCAUAGAUUUCUGGAUCAAGUCUUUGUAUAGUGAAACCAUAGAGGCCAUAGGCAUUAUUUGGGAUACAUCCAAGAGCUACAAUCAACAUUUCUUUGAUGAUAUCGGCCAGUUGAGUGUUUUGGAAGAAGAUCUAGAGGAUUUGCGUUUGUUUGUCAAUCAGUCUUAUGAGGCUAAUGAUUUCUAUAUCAAAACUGUGGUUAACUUUACCCUGACCAUUAUAGACGAGUUAGCCAUUAGGGAUCAUAUUGAAUCUCUGCCCAAAAUAUUCACGGAAUUGUGGCAGGCCAUGGGAGAUUCCGGUAAAGCUUUGCGCAAUAGUGUGGUCUGGUUGAUUGAGACCAUUAAAAAGACUUACAAUAAUGUUUUGGAGGCCAUAAGCAGAUUCUUCCACGGCGACUCCUUGCAGUACUUGUCGGGUCUAAUGGAAAAGGGUGUGCAUAAGUAUGACAAAUUUAUUAAGGAUUUGCAUAUUUCGUUUAUAAAAUAUGUGGAGAACUUGUGGAACAAAUUCUGGAAUAUGAUGUCCAAUUACUGGCGUGGUGUUUUGAAACGUUUGGAACCUCAUAUUUUCAAAUUUAUCAGCUACAUAGAAUCGGCCUUGUGGAAUCUAAGCAAGGAAUUGUUUGAUUUCAUUUACAAGAGAACCAAUGAAUUGGCUGAGUCUCCUUACUUUAACAAGGUAUCCAGUUUUACCCAAGAUGUGGAUCGUUUAUACCGAGACAUUAAAUCGCAUGAUGCCAUAACAAAUAUCAAGAAAUAUUCUUUAAUUGCCUGGAAUUUCAUUAAGGAGAAAUAUUUCAAAUUGGUGCCUUUUGGUGCUGAACUUAAUGAGGUUUUAACGGAGAUAUGGGAAGAGAUUAAGGAAUUACAGAAGAUAGAACAAGUGGAGUUGGCCAUACAAAAGUAUAGGGAGAUUGUAGACAAACUAGAGUGGAUAGCUGAGGAACUGCAGUUUGAGGCUAGAUUACAUGAGCUGUAUGCCUUGAUAGCCAAUAAAUUGCGCAAUUAUGCCACUAAUGCUUUGGAGACGGCCGAUAUGUAUAGAGAGGCCAAAACGAAAUUUGUGUUUGAUCCAGAAAUGGGCAUUAUAGACUUGGAACAAAAGUUACCCAUGUCCUGGCAUGCAUUCAAUGAAACGCCCAAGUUUGAAGAGAUACCUGAGUAUAAAUUCCUGGCUAAGGCUCAAAAUCUAUUGAGCACCACCAAUUCUUCAAUGAUACGCAGUAUAUACAAUAUGAGACAGCAUUUGGAUCCCAAGACUUGGUUGCCUCCCUAUUAUUCUCGUGCUUUGUUGAUAGACUCUCGCCACUAUAUGACAUUUGACAAGCGUUUUGUUGGCUUGAAUUUGCGUUUCGAGCAGAUGUCGGGCAGCCAGCGCAAUCGUCAAUGUUCGUAUUUGUUGACCCACGAUUUCUUCCAGGGCAAUUUCACUUUAAUGCUAGAACCCUCGUCCAGUGUUAGUAAUAAUGAUGCCGUGGCCACCAGGAAACUGAACUUCAUAGCCAAUGGUGAAUUCAUAGAAAUUGAUUUGGGCAGUGAUCGCAUAACCAUUAAUGGCGAUCAAAAGUCCUUGCUACCUUUGAAACUUAACGAUAUCACUAUAGCUCGUGAUCUAGAUAUACUGUCCAUUACUUCCGAUACCGAAUUCAGUUUGAGCUGUAAUGUCCAGUUUGAUUUGUGCUGGUUUGAGGUAAGCGGCUGGUAUUUCGGCAAAACUGCCGGUGUCUUGGGCACCAUGAACAAUGAAAUCUUUGAUGAGUUCACCUCUUCCAAAAAUCAAAUAACCAAGAGUCCCGCUGAGUUUACGGACUCAUGGAGUGUGCAAAGUUGUAAGCAGAAAAUGAAACCCAGCUCGCUUAAGCCUGCUGUGCCCGAAGAUGUAAGCAAAGUAUGCGAUUAUUACUUUAAAUCGGGCAUGUUGUCUGCAUGUGCUGAUACCGUGGACAUACAGCCAUUCUAUGAUAUUUGUUUGGAUUUGGGCAGCAAUUCGAAUGCCGUGCGUUCAGGACAUCCUGCUAAUAAGGGGGCCUGUACAGCCGCUUUGGCCUAUAUAGAGGCCUGCACAAGUAGCAAAAUACCAAUGAGAGUGCCAGAUCAAUGUGUUUACUGCCAACUUACCAAUGGCUCUUAUGUACCUGAGGGCACCUUUGUGACACUAAGUGCCUCAGAUGUGCCUCGCAGCAGUGAUAUUGUUUUCAUUGUGGAGGCUAAACCCUGCAACACUAAUUUAACUGAAAAUAAAAACAUUAUGGCCAUUGUAUCCACCUUAGAGGAACAGCUAUUGGCUCAUAAAAUCUCCAACAAUCGCUAUGCUGUGGUUACAUUUGGCGGCGUGUCUCCUUUCGACAAGCCACGCGCCAUUUAUUAUGAAAACUCUGUGUUUACUCAUAAUUUCAAUAAUCUGGCCAAAUAUUUCGCCCACAUAGACACCGUUAAUGGCACCAACAAUGACAUUUUACAGGCCAUUUCCACAGCCUCACGUUUGAACUUCCGGCCGGGCGUUUCGAAAACUUUUAUUCUGCUGACUUGCAGUGAUUGUGCCGCUCGCCAUAUGCGUUUCGAUUACAGUUCCAUACUGCAAUACAUGCGCGAGGAAGGCGUUAAUCUGCACAUUUUAGCUGAUACCGAAUUUGAGUUUGAGAAAACACGCAAAUUAAGACACUUCUUUGGUCUAGAUAGAGAAUUGGUUUACUCUAAACGUUUCCCUGAAGGUGACAAUGCCACCAGAACGCAAUUGCGUAUACCCAAGAAUAAUUUGGGUAUUUGCAUACCCUUGGCUUUGGAGACAAAUGGUUCGGUAUUUAGUGCCCGCAAAUUGCUGCCCAAAUUCAAAUAUCCCAUCAAGAGAUUUGCCACAAUAUUUGCUAAACGUGUGGCCAAGAGUGCCGCACCGCCAGCCAAUCAAACUUGUGAAUGUUCGGGUCAUAAUACAGGUGUUUCCUAUAUGUCCUGUUCGCCCAGCACAGAUGCCGUGGAAGAUCUAGAUAUAGAGGAUUAUGACUUCCAAUUUAAUGGCUGGGACUGGGAUGAUGUUUCCAAUGAAAUGGAUUCUUAAUUUUAGUGAAUUGUAAAUCAGUUGUCAUUUAAUUAGCUUUUAAGUUAAAUUUGUUUUUAUAUGUAUGUAAUUCAUAUAAAAGUGUUUUGAAUUUUAUACUUUUUGUUAUAAAUAAAUUUAUUGAAAAGAAAAAAAA
Messenger RNA from Calliphora vicina (urban bluebottle blowfly), 13447 nucleotides. RefSeq names its product Apolipoprotein lipid transfer particle (gene Apoltp). NCBI's taxonomy places the organism in Eukaryota, Metazoa, Arthropoda, Insecta, Diptera, Calliphoridae. The transcript is spliced from 21 exons. Gene Ontology annotation, molecular function: lipid carrier activity. Gene Ontology annotation, biological process: lipid transport. Bases 253 to 13311 code for a protein of 4352 amino acids. The record is from RefSeq and is a predicted model, not a curated record.